CUGAGGAUUUUAAAGAUGGAGGCAGAUUUGAAUAAGCCAGCGGUUCCUAGGCCGUCCUUUGUUAAAUCGGUUGAGAUGACCCCGAGAAUUGGCUCGUUGGAUGCUACUGACAUUAAGAGAAAUCUCUACGAAGACUUUUCCUCCAUCUCUGAUAUCAGCCAGAGAGAGAGCUUGGAAUCCAGAGAACACAUUUAUGUUUGCCUUCGCAUUAGACCCCUUGUGCAAUCGGAAAAUGAGAUCGAGUCUCAGGGCUGUGUUUCUGUUCUCGACUCGGCGAGCAUUAUAUUAAAAGCCCCCAAGAGCUCUAUGGUAUUUCGGCUUAGUGAAAAAAACUUGGGACAGAUGGUGCAGAAAUUCACUUUUUCGCAGGUCUUUGGCCCUGAAACCACUCAAGAGGAGUUCUUUGAAGGUACUGUGAAGCAGCCGGUGCAAGACUUCCUGAGGGGGCACAGUCGCCUGGUGUUCACUUAUGGGGUCACAAAUGCAGGGAAAACAUACACUUACCAAGGCACAGAAGACGACGUUGGCGUUCUCCCAAGGGCGCUGGAAAUGUUGUUUAGAAACAUCCCAGGCAAACUGUAUCCCAAGAUGGACUUCAAACCCCAUAGAUGUCGAGAACAUAGAAAGCUGAAUGAAGAAGAAGUGAGAGAAGAAAUGCUUCUUAAGAACUCCCUGCUUCGUCUCAUGAAAGAGAUAGAUCAUCAAAAUGGCAUCAGUGGAAAUCAUAAUGGAACGGCUGAUAAUUCUGAAGAAGUGGAACAACCUAGCAGGGAGGAGGAGAGCGGUGCUAAGUUCUCUGUCUGGGUGUCGUUUUGUGAAAUUUACAAUGAGUCUAUUUAUGACUUGCUGCUCCCAAUGACCAAUGAUAAGAGAAGGAAGAUGCUGCGCCUUGCACAGGAUAUUAAAGGCUGUUCAUAUGUCAAAGAUCUACAGUGGAUUCAGGUUUCAAACGCUAAAGAAGCCUUUAAACUCGUGAAACUAGGCCUGAAGAACCAAAGUUUUGCUUCGACAAAACUGAACGCUAACUCCAGUAGGAGCCACAGCAUAUUCACUGUAAAAAUGCUUAAAAUAGAUUCUACCGUCACUCAUGUCAUGCGAGUCAGUGAAUUAUUUCUGUGUGACUUAGCUGGCUCAGAACGCUGCACCAGAACCCACAAUGAAGGAGAAAGAUUAAAGGAGAGUGGAAAUAUCAAUGCUUCACUGCUUAUUCUAGGCAAAUGCAUCAGUGCCCUCAAGACUAAUCAGCAGUCUAAGAUGCAGCUGCACAUACCUUUUCGUGAAAGUAAGCUAACUCACUUCUUCCAAGGCUUCUUCAGUGGUAAAGGGAAAGUGUGCAUGAUAGUCAACGUCAGCCCAAGUGCUGCUGCCUACGACGAGACACUCAAUGUGCUGAAGUUUUCGGCAAUUGCUCAAAAUGUCAUUGUCCUCGACUCUUCCAAUUCUCCCCAAGAACAAACGUGUGACCAGAGGUCCAUGAGAGAAGAAUUGGAAACUGAAGCAGAAGAAGCAGAUGCACUUGCUCCUCUUAAAAGAGCAACUAUACUUUGGGAGAGGACUCUGGAAGAUGUGAUUGAAGACGAAGAAGAGUUGGCUGCUGACAGCAGUGGGGAGCGUGAGGUACACAGCGUGGAGAAUAACAUUCUCAAAGGGACAGCGCCUGAGAUAGUGGAAGACACACUGAGCCAGGCAGCGGAUGAAGAUGAUGGUGAUGAUGAAGUGGUCAUUGGGAAAGAAGAAUAUCUGAGGCUUCUCAAUAUAAUAGAGGAUCUGAAAAACAAACUGAUCAAUGAAAGAAAAGAGAAGCUAUUUAUGGAGCUAAGAAUCCGUGAAGAAGUCACGCAGGAGUGUGCUCGAUAUCUCGCUGACAAUGAAAAAAACCUCAAGAUGCUGGCUGCCCAUAAGCAAGAGUUGAUGGAGGACCACUUUGAGGAACGGAUGCAGAUUUACAAGGACUUUGUGAAGGAAUAUAUACCCCUGGCGAAUGAUGGAGGGGGACUGGUGAAACAGCCCGUGUCUGAUGAGCAAGACAGACCUCAGGGAGAUGCAGCUAGAGAUCUGAGAAGUUCUGCUGAUUUUGUCUGCAUGGUAGAAUCACUACAACAUAAUGUCUCUGAUAUUAAGCAACAGGCAGAAACGGUGUUUGGGUUACUUAAUGCUGCGGAAGAUCCCCUGAAAACUAUUGAAAAACUGGAAAAGCAGUUGGCUGAUGUUACAGCUGAGUUAUCCAAAAUCCGAGAGAAGCUCUCGGAGAGGAAUGAAGAGAUGAAAAUGCAAGAGAAUAAACUGAAUGAAUCUGCUCAAGUUCUUCAAGAGGCUACUGAGAAAAUGGUUCUACAGAAUGAACAAAUACAAGAGCUAACGCAAAUUGUGGAGCAAAAGGACUGUGAAAUAAGCAAGCUGAAAGAUCUGAUAGUUCAUUUGGAAACUAUUGUAAAAGACUCUGAGAACACAAUUGCUACUAUUAAACAACAAAUGGAACAGGAGAACCAGAAAAAGAAAGCAAACUGUGCCCAUUUUAGAGAGAUGCUCGAGAAACAUCUGGAUACUGGGAGGAAACGAUGUUUGGAAAGGGAGGAGGAAGAGGAAGGCCCACCUGCAAAGCAAGGAUCCAUUAAUGACAGUUCUAAAGGCACCCUAGAGACAAAGCAACUUCGACCGUGUACUUUCAGGGAAGAGAAAGAAAAGGUGGAACUGGAACAAAAGACCAAGAUGCUAGAAGCUCACUUGGCUACACUUGGAGAGCAGUUAGAAAAAGAGAGAAGCAAGAGUGAGGGCUUGACUAGAGAAAUAGCUAGCUUGUCUCAAGAACUUUCUUCUUCAGAAGAAUACGCUUCUGGCUUGAGAAAGGAACUGCACCAACAGCAGGCCAACAAUGAAGAAAUAAAGUCUGAGUUAGUUGGCCUGAAAUCUCUAAAUAAGAAACAAGAGGGGAAAAUACAGGAGCUGCUUGAAAAACUAGAGGCUGCGAGCGAAAUGAUUGCAGAAAAGAAAUCAAAAGUAAAAGCCGUUGAGGUCAAAAUAGGCGAGCUAAUCCGAUUAGGUUCAGGUGGCCCUACAGCAGAAGCCGACCUGUCAAAUUGGAAUGAGUGGGGAGAGCUUUCAAAAGAUGGGCGCGAAGAAAUUCAUGCCCGCCUGGGUCGGGAAAGCUCAUUUCAUUGUAGUAUUGAAAGCAUCUGGGAAACGAGCAAGCGAAUCAUCAACAGUUCAUCUCAGAAGAGCAGUCAGAUCGCAGAUCUCCAACGACAAGUAGAGCAGUUGCAAAAGAGGACUGCAAAUGCUGAAGAAGAGACGUCUCGUCUGAAGUCUCAGCUCAGCGAAGCUGUCAGUCAAGCCAAAGCCUCCUUACAGGAAAAGGAGCGCAUCCUCGGUCAGUUAAGGGAUCUGAAAGAAGAAAAUGCUCUCUGUUCUGAGAAAUACAGGGCAGAGGAGAAGAAAACUGUUGACUAUCUUGAGAAGAUAAAAAACCUCAAUGACCUCUUAGAACAGCAUGGAGCAAAAGAGGCCAAUGUAGCUGCUUUGGAACAAGCCCUUCAAGAGAGAGAGACUGCAGUUUUAGUUGCAGAAAGAGAGGUACGUGACCUCCAAGAAAAACUUGCCGUUUUGGAAUCUAAGAUCAAAAGCUUAAGCAAUCAUGAACUGCAACUUAAGGAAGAAGUCCAAGAACUGAAGAAUAACUUGAAGGCUGUUGACCUUCUGGAAAAGGAGAGAGAGGAAUCCAAGCAAGCUAUUGUGCGGUUGAAGGAAGAUCUCCUGGAAAGCACUGCUCUUUCCUCCCAGCUGCAAGUGGAAAUCCGCCAGAAAGAAGAAGAAUACACAGACCUGAAAGAGAAGCUGGCUGAUGCCAAAAAACAGAUUGAGCAAGUGUGCACUAUGCGUACUGAAGAGAAAUUACUGCGGAACAGAAUGAGUGAACUUGAAAAAUCAAAAAAACAGCUGGUUGAGGAGUUAGAAGUCAAACAGCGAACGAUCCAGCAGUUUAAGAAGGAAGAACUUAACGAGAAACUGGAGGAUAUUUUACAGCAAUACCAGAAGGUGUGUGAAGAUCUCUCUUCCAAGGAGAAGAUCAUUGAAGAUAUGAAACUGACUUUAGAAGAGCAAGAACAGACUCAGUCGGAACAAGAUCAAGUACUUGAGGCCAGGAUAGCAGACUCAGAAAGAUUAGUGGCUGAGCUGCAAGUAUGGAAGAAGAGGUACCGUGAGCUAGGGGAGCAGAGCAGUGCUUCUAGGCAGCAACGUGCUAAUGCAGAAUGUGAAAACACGGCCAAGUUGCCUAGUGAAGAACUGGAGAGAUUGCAAGAGAAACUGAAGGAGUGUGAAGAAAAACAUCAAAUGGAUCGCAAAAAGUGGUUGACAGAAAAAAUGAUCCUCAUAACUCAAGCAAAAGAAGCAGAGACUCAUCGUAACAGAGAGAUGAAGAGAUUUGCCGGAGACCGAGAACUUCAUGCGAAGCAACUACUAGAAUCGGAAAACCUUGUGGCAGAAAAAGAGAAUGACCUUCAAAAAUGGCGUGCUGAGAGAGAUCAGCUGGUGGCAGCUUUGGAAGUUCAGCUGAGCUCCCUGAUUUCUAGCAAUGCACAAAAAGAUGCCGAAAUAGAAGAGCUGAAGAAGGCAGAACUGAGAGCUCCCACACAGGUCUUGAUCACCACCGUGCAAAGUUAUGUAAACUCUAAAACAAAAAUGUUGCCCAUGCCAGUGGAAGCCAAACAACAUAAAAUGGAAGAUCUCCAUGGCCGUAAGCUUAAAGAGAAGCAAAUUGAGUCAGUAAAUUGCAACCGUGUUGGGGACACUGAUUCACAGCUACAAAAUUCUAGCAGGGCAUCUUCAGUAGAAGAUAUUCAGGACCAGUCGGAAAUCAUCCUAGAUUCUUGUGAAGUGUCUUCAGAGAAUGACGUAACUAGCCGCUUUCCAAAGCCUGAAAUGGAAAUUCAUUUUACACCCUUGCAACCCAAUAAGAUGGAAGUGAAACAUCAAGGCAGUCCUUCUUCAGUGACUAUAAAAGUGCCCAAGGCAAGGAAAAGAAAGAGCAGCACAAUGGAUGAGAGCAGUAUAUUGUCAAGUCUCCGGAAAUGCAAACUUAGAAAUAAGGGCACUUCUGAUGGUGUUGGUCAGGAGGAUGUGAAGAAUGAAAAUGAGAAGAAUGCUGAAACCCCAGCAAAUGGCUCAUCAAGCAGACAAAAGAAAAAGACCGUUCCUGAUCCCUCUCUUAAGAAGAAUUAUUCCCUGAGAAGAAGGCAUUUUGCUGAAAGUGUAACAUCGCCUGGAAACAAAGGUGGAUCCUUGCACAAAUUUGGCUAUUUCUUGCAGAGCUCUCCUACAAUCAUUCACUCCAAAGCUAAGAAAUUGAUGGCAACAAUAAAAUCUCCCAAAUCUACAGAGGAGGGAUCUGUUAAAGAAAAUGAUCUCAAGCCAAAGAGAGCCAAGCGGAGGCUGUAUAACAUGGGCAUUUCGUCCCCGAUGGAGUUUUCUGGGCAUGUGAUUGUGAUGGAUCAAAAGGAAAGCGAUCACGAAAUCAUCAAGCGGCGGCUCCGAACAAGGAAAACAUAAUUUCCCCUCCACACACACACACACUCAUGUGGAUCUAAUCAUGCAUCUAAUUUAAAGACUUGGUGGUGGACUUCCAGAACGUAGCUCUUCCAGAGUAGAUGAGUGUGGACUGAAA
This is a messenger RNA of Gekko japonicus, 5659 nucleotides long. It is a transcript of the gene KIF20B, whose product is annotated as kinesin family member 20B. Lineage: Eukaryota; Metazoa; Chordata; Lepidosauria; Squamata; Gekkonidae. Gene Ontology annotation, molecular function: plus-end-directed microtubule motor activity; microtubule binding; ATP binding. The transcript is spliced from 36 exons. Gene Ontology annotation, cellular component: spindle microtubule; nucleus. Bases 16 to 5544 code for a protein of 1842 amino acids. The record is from RefSeq and is a predicted model, not a curated record. Gene Ontology annotation, biological process: microtubule-based movement; mitotic spindle assembly.